AUGUGUGGUCCACGCAGUGGCAUCAACGGACUAAGUUCGGCGUUCCAGACUACAGACAGUGUGCCGGUUGGCUUGUGCACGCCGUUGACUAUCAUCGCAUCGGGAAUGGAGACGACCGGAUCGGCUACAGCAGCAGACCCGCCUCGCUUCUCAGGCCACAGCAAGGCGGCCGCGCCGCAGUGCUGUCAGACCAGCGAGGCUGGCUGCCAGAAUAAUUGCUGCGGCGGGCAGCAACAGCAGCAGCAGCUUGUCGCGCACAAGGCCAAGACCAAGCGCAAGCCGUCGGCUGCCGCGCUCAAGCGGCGGAUGGCCAACCAGAUCCCGGAGGACAUUUUGAACGACCCGGAGCUGACCAAGGCCAUCGAGCAGCUGCCGUGGAACUACAACUUCGAGAUCCGCAAGACCGUGUGGCGCAUCCGCCAGGCUGGCAGCAAGCGCGUGGCGCUGCAGUUUCCGGAGGGUCUUCUUCUCUACUCCUGCGUCAUCUCGGACAUCAUCGAGCGCUUCACGGGCGCCGACAGCAUCAUUCUGGGCGACGUAACCUAUGGUGCCUGCUGUGUGGAUGAUCUCAGCGCGCUCGCGCUCGGCGCUGACUUCAUGGUGCACUACGGCCACAGUUGUUUAGUGCCGAUUGAUGUCACGACGAUCAAGAUGCUCUACGUGUUCGUGGACAUUGCCAUCGACGUCGACCAUCUCAUUGACUGCAUGAAGCUGACCUUCAAGCCCGAGACCAAGCUCGCUCUCAUGGGAACGAUCCAGUUCAGCAGCUCGAUUCACCUGGUGCAUUCCCGACUCAAAGACUAUUUCACCAGCAUGGUGGUGCCGCAAGUUAAGCCCCUGUCUCCGGGCGAGGUGCUGGGUUGCACUUCACCUGUAAUCGAAGGUGUUGGUGCGCUCGUGUUCAUCGCGGAUGGCCGCUUCCAUCUCGAGUCGGCCAUGAUCAUGAACCCGAGCCUGAAGGCCUAUCGCUACGACCCGUAUCCGAAGGUUCUCACAAUUGAGAAGUACGAUCUGCCGCAAAUGAUGGAAGUUCGUCGUGCUGCCAUUGACCAGGCCAAGGGUGCGAAGAAGUUCGGUAUCGUGCUCGGGACGCUUGGACGUCAGGGAAACCCGCUCAUCCUUGACCAUGUUAAGCAGCUGCUAGAGCAGAGCGGCAAGGAAUAUUUCGUGUUGCUCCUGUCGGAGCUGUUCCCAGACAAGCUUGCGCGAUUCAAGGAUGUCGAUGCGUGGAUCCAGAUAGCGUGCCCACGACUGUCGAUCGACUGGGGCUACGCGUUUCCGAAGCCGUUGCUUACAGCGUACGAAGCGGAAGUGUGUCUGGAGCAGACGCAGUGGAAGGAGGGUUCGUAUCCGAUGGACUUCUAUGCAAAGGGAAGCGGACCCUGGACGAACUAUCACGACCGCAAGAAAACUCAAAUCGCUGCGUAA
Messenger RNA from Phytophthora sojae, 1428 nucleotides. RefSeq lists its product as hypothetical. The transcript has 10 exons. The record is from RefSeq and is a predicted model, not a curated record. Gene Ontology annotation, biological process: protein histidyl modification to diphthamide. The coding region runs from base 1 to 1428 and encodes 475 amino acids. Gene Ontology annotation, molecular function: 2-(3-amino-3-carboxypropyl)histidine synthase activity. NCBI's taxonomy places the organism in Eukaryota, Oomycota, Peronosporomycetes, Peronosporales, Peronosporaceae.